UAGCGGGUUAGUGGAAGAAGAAGAAGUACAGUACCUUUUAAAUGUUUGAUGCCGGGCUGAUCCAACGUUAUGGUCCUAGGGUCCAAGUACCAGGCAGUGCUGUCUACAAUUUACAGCAACGAAAUGGACACCAGCCCAGUUUUAGGUUGCACUAGAGCACAUUGAUUUCUCGUGAUGACAUCGAAACCACAGCCCCAGUUGGCAGUGGCACCCCUGCCAUGGAUAGAGAUCCUAACCUAUUGGGUGCUAUCCUUUGGAUCUCACCUGUACUCUUUCUACCAGCUGCAUAGAUUCUCCAAAGAGCAUGAAGCAGGAUUACAGAGAGAAUUCCAUUUGGAAAAGGGCCUUCUCAAUGGUUUUAAUAGGGACACAUCUGACUUUGAGUGGAGUUUCUGGACCGGAUGGGCAAAGAGGUCUUUGCUUUGGACUCUGAUUGGUCAUGGUGUGAUAUCAAGAUUGACCAGCAUCUUCUACCCCAAGUUAAGACUACCGGCGCUCACAUUGUAUGGCCUCUUAGCUGCCACUAAUGUGCUGGGGAUUAAAGGUGUGAGUGUGCUGCUGGUACAUCUGGGCCUCUCCUUCUCUGUGGCCCAACUACGAAAACCGGCUCUGUCCUGGGCCUGUAAUUUGCUGCUGCUCUCUACUUUUCAUAUUCAACAACUUCAAGAGAUACAGAGAGGCUGGUAUGAGACCGAGGAGGAGUACUAUCUGCUGCUCUUCAGUGUCGCUGUAUGCGGUCUACGCUUCAUCAGCUUCAGCCUGGAGCAUUGCUGGUGCCCCCUAGACCGUGGUGGAAUAGAGCAGCUCUACUGGCUGCUUUCAUAUACCUUCUAUCAUCCUUUUUUCUACAAUGGACCCAUUAUAACAUAUAAAGACUAUGUUGAGCAGAUGUGGAGGCCUGCUGAGGAGAGUGACAAGGACAAAUCUGCUUUUAGCUACUUUGUGCUAAGAUCAGGACGGAUCAUACUGUGGUGGUGCAUCGCAGAAUACAUGAUCCAUGUAAUAUAUAUGCACUCCAUCCAGUCUAAUGAGACCUACUUAGAGAUUCUUCCUCCUUGGGCCUUAGGUGGUCUGGCCCUGGCCCUGGUCCAGUUUUUCUUUGUAAAGUAUCUGGUUCUGUUCGGUCUUCCAUCCAUGCUGGCUACUUCAGAUAAUCUAGUUCCUCCAAAGCUUCCUCGAUGUGUCAGCAUCAUGUACAGUUUCACAGGAAUGUGGAGGCACUUUGAUGAGGGCCUGUAUCGAUGGCUCAUCAGAUACAUCUAUGUGCCAUUAGGAGGUUCACAUCACGGUCCUCUUUACAAAAUGUUUUCCACUGGCCUCGCGUUUGGAUUCGUCUGCCUCUGGCACGGAGGCCAUGACUACCUGCGGUACUGGGCUCUGAUGAAUUGGGCAGGAGUCCUGGUGGAGAAUGGGCUGAAAUCACUCUUCGCUUCAUCCUUUAUUCACUCCAUUGUUGAGCAGAAUUUCUCUGCGGCGAUGGAAAGGCGUUGCGUUGCCCUUCUCUCUGCCUUCUCCACUGCCAUGCUCAUCCUCUCUAAUCUGGUGUUCCUUGGGGGGAUACAUGUUGGAAGAAUCUUCUGGAAGCGGGUCUUCGUUCAAGGCUGGUCUACCAUGCUCCCACCUAUGCUGGCUUUCCUCUACUGCUUUGCUCAGAUUGGGCUCGAGUGGACUUCCCACCCACCAUGAGUCACCUUGACUUUGUUUAGAGGUGUGAAUAACUGCUAACGAACAACCAGAACAACCUGCUGAGUCCACUGCCUCGUCCACACCAGCCAGAGAGUCUGUGGCGAAUCUGGCCCGAAGCCCCAGAAAGCUGUCCAAGACUUGGCUGAAGUGAAGCUGAGUUGCCACUUUCCACAUCAGGCAAAAUCUUUCUGAAAUUUAAAAAGAAACACAGAAACUGCAAUAGCAAAAUAGUGUCAUUUAGUAAAUUCAAGGAAGUGUACAUGAGCAGCCUUUGCUGUUUCAAGGCCCUUUUUCAACCCAAUAGGCUUCACAAACCCACUGUUAUUCUGAGAAACUGAAUGAAAAUAAGGGCUCUGAAUCCGUCUCGGUUUUAUGACUCUGAUAAGGUGUUGCUCAGUGAUGCAGUAAAGCUGGAGAAAUGCUAAUUUUAUAUUUACUGUCCUUUAGCUCAGCAUAAAAGCAGUUGUGUAUUCAUAUUCGGACAAUAGGCACAGAAGGCUGAAUAGAGCCGCAGGAAUCUGAUCGAUGUCAUUAUGUCCUCGGCAGAGGCCAUUUGGCUAAAGUAGAAUAAAACUCAUGGUUUAUGUAUUUUUAAAAGCCUUGCACUGACUGCACAGUAGCUUUUAAUUGUACACAGUCACAAUGGUAGAUGACAUUUAUACACUGGUCAAAGCUUUUUUUUUUCCAAAGGGUGUUAAAAAAAACACAGCCUUUAACAUUCUGUAUACACCUUGUACCUCCGAAAUGUCAAAUUUGCAAUUCCUUCGUCCAUAAAUGGAUUAAAAUCUUGAAUUUAAAAUAUAA
This is a messenger RNA of Labrus mixtus (cuckoo wrasse), 2490 nucleotides long. It is a transcript of the gene hhat, whose product is annotated as hedgehog acyltransferase. Gene Ontology annotation, biological process: protein palmitoylation. Gene Ontology annotation, cellular component: endoplasmic reticulum. Lineage: Eukaryota; Metazoa; Chordata; Actinopteri; Labriformes; Labridae. The coding region runs from base 175 to 1686 and encodes 503 amino acids. Gene Ontology annotation, molecular function: palmitoyltransferase activity. The transcript is spliced from 12 exons. The record is from RefSeq and is a predicted model, not a curated record.